Messenger RNA from Corapipo altera (White-ruffed manakin), 3377 nucleotides. RefSeq names its product gasdermin E (gene GSDME). Lineage: Eukaryota; Metazoa; Chordata; Aves; Passeriformes; Pipridae. The transcript is spliced from 11 exons. Bases 429 to 1934 code for a protein of 501 amino acids. Gene Ontology annotation, biological process: programmed cell death. Gene Ontology annotation, cellular component: cytoplasm. The record is from RefSeq and is a predicted model, not a curated record.
AGUUCGGAGCGGCGGCUCUGAGUGGCGUUUCAGCGGGGCCCGGCGGGGCGAUGCUCGCCUGCCCGAGCCGGUCUCCGUGGGGCGGGCGGGGGUGUGCUCACCCAGGACGAGGGCGGCUCGGCCCCAUUCCAGAGUCCUAGCACCCGACAGGACGGCGCCUGGCAUCCCGGGAAAGGACGCCGCGUCUCCCUCCACGGUGCUCGGGUCUUUGGAGACACGUGCUGCGCAGUCCUUGAGGCACAAAAGAGGGCCACAUCCAGGGCUAAAAUCUGUUGGAUGUGUUUCUGGAGACCACGGGCAGCUGCACCAGCAACUAUGCUCCCUGCAAAGACAUUCCCAGCACAGCAAAGUGUGGAAGACACUGACAUGCCAUUUUGAGGCUGAAAACUGUCCCAUUUCUCCUGCCUGGCUUUAAUUGAUUCCUCAAGAUGUUUGCAAAAGCAACAAAGAAUUUUGUGAGAGAAACUGACAGUGGAGGUGACUUGAUCCCUGUCUCCCAUUUGAACGCCUCAGAGAAGCUACAGCUUUUGAGCUUAGUUACGAAGAGGAGGAAAUUCUGGUGCUGGCAGAAGCCCAAGUAUCAUUUCUUGACAGUCACCCUGAGUGAUGUGCUUACUGAAGACAAACCGAUAAAACCAGUGGUUGUGGAGUCUGACUUUGCAAAAUAUAUGGGGAAGUUUGAAGACUUUAUUCAAGGAAGUAUUGAAGCAUCGUUUUCAAAGAUCAGCCUGGGAGCUGGAGGGAAGGGCUAUGUGGAAAACCAGUCCUCAUUUGGAAACCUGAGGAAGCAGGAGAUUGACUUGCAGCAGCUUAUGAAAGACGUCAAGGACAGAACAAUAGAUCUAAACAGUAGUUUACUGCAACAAGUAAUAGAAAGAAAACGGGAAGUGCUGUGCAUAUUGAGAGAAAAGAUAAUAACAACUCAGAGGUGUACAAUAUUUGAACAUAUCCAGACAGAAGAAAAAGUCAGCGGUGUGAUGGGAUGCACUGCAAAAACAAUAAAGGUUUCAGUAAGUGAAAACGGAAGUAUGGUGAAGGAUUCUAGUGUGAUUCUUGAAAUUCCUCCUGCAACCACUAUUGCCUAUGGUGUAAUUGAACUGUUUAUAAAGCACAAUGGCAAGUUUGAGUUCUGUCUGCUAGAUGAACAGCAAGGAGGUUUUGAAAAAGAAAGCACAGAAGGCUCAACUUAUCCCCAUUCAGCUCUAUUCAGAGAUGCUUCAUUUCUCUAUCAGCCAGAUGCUGUUGAUAAUGAGAUGUACUCUGGGGCUAAAAACCUCAUUCCCAGUGAUGCUUCUAUAAGUGUAUUGAAACAAGAUCUGUUACAGUUGAAGACCCAGUUCCAGCCCUUUGUGAAGCUUCAAGAAGACAAGCAAAGAGCUUUAUAUAAAACCCUUUGUGAACUCUUACUCCAUGAAGAAAUGGUGACUGCCCUGGGGGAUGUGUUUGAUGAUAUCUGCACAGGAGAUGAGCCAGAUCUGGAGGAGUUAAAACUUACACAGCAAAGAGACCUCCUUGACUUCUUGCAGCUCUCAGGGUGCAGUUUACAGAGUGAGCUGUUGUUGCAGAAAUAUCAGCCUCAGGAUGAAGAACUUUUCUCAGCUGCACACCUUCUCAUCAGUGCUAUCUCCGAGCUGUCUGAUUACACUCUGGUCCUGCUGCAUGCCUGCUGUGAUCUUCAGGUUGUUCCAGCGCUGUGUUGUUUGCCUGAUGUUGCUUCAGCCGAUGGCAGUGUGGCGCUGAGCAGUCCUUUGGUGGCCACUCUCACUGACAGGAGAAGAUUUGAUGUCGUGAAAAGGCUGUUUGCUUCAUCAAACAUUAAUUUGGAAAUGACAGAAUCUUCUGUAAAAGCUGUAACUAUGAAAGAACCUCGAUUCUUCCCACUUGUUCUUUAUGUUGCGCUAUGUGGGCUUCAUGCUUUAGGUGGGAAUGUAUAGGAGCUUUACUGAGUAUCCAGUUUUUGCUCUAGUCUGUUCUUUCUUCUAUAGCUCCAUAGUGUUGGUGUGUUUGAGCUAAGCAGUAGAGCUGCUCCGUUGGGUCCUUAGGGCAGCACAGCCAGGGAUUAGGGCGGUCAGGGGGCACUCGGAACACCGGGGGUACAGGCUCUGUGCUGCCAUCAGGUGCGCCACCCCUCUGCGGUUCCAGUGGAAAAUACACAAAUAAAGGGUGAAGGAGGGGAAUUAAACAAGAGAAGUGAGGAACAGAAAUUGAGCAGAGCUGCUGUGGUAGUUGUCAGAUCCGCAGGGCAGUAGAAACCUGAUUGCUUGCAUUAAUAUGCGUGAGAGAAAACAGCAAAGUACAAACUGCUUUUUUCAAGCAAGCAGACAAGCAGGCUGUGGAAAUCCAGGGUUCUGCAAUGCAGCAAUUGUUUAGCUCCUUUAAGACUGGAUGUACAGAAUGCCUUCACUCUGGAGCAAGUGGAAUGGAGGGCUCUCAAAGAGGUACUUGAUUAGGUUGUCUUAUUGUUGUUUGGCGUUUCCUGCACAAUGCAGGAAAUAUAAAAUCGUUUUUUUCAAAAACCAAGACCACCUUAGUGAUUUAUACAUCUGUACAGCAUUUCUAUUUUCUAAUAAGUUUUUACUCACCUUAGCAAGCUUAAAUUGCAUUUGGAACUUUGAGGUAUGGCAAUGCCUUUUGGUGGGUGCACAUGAAGGGUCCCUGCUGCACACCACAAAAAUGAUCAUUUCACCCAUAGGAUAUUUUAAGUGCUUGUUUCUUUGACUAGUAGCAAAGCGUCAGUAAAGCACUCACUGCAUGCUUUGAACUAUUUUGCCUUUUUUUCCAUCAUAAUUUUUUGUAAUUGUGGGUGGAACAGAAAUGCAGCAGAGAUCACUGCAAAUGUGGGCUUGGGAAGAUGAUGUUCCAGGUAAGUGGAAUAUCAGUGCUUGCAGAUAAGACUCUGAGAUGGCUGACAAACGAGCAGGAACCUAUGUGAUCAGUAACCAGGCCCUGCAGCGUAGGUGGUGGAUAGGAGUCUGGUUGUUUCCUGCUCUAUUCCCACAUGAUCUUGAGCAAAUGGACUAAGAAGUUAUCAGAAAGUCACCGCAGUUCAGCUUUCCCUGAGGACAUGGACUUUGCAGAAAAGCACUGUGGAACCUUUCCAUACCCCAAGAGCCCAGGGUAGCUCUGCACGCACUGUGGGCAUUUCUGCGUCUCAUCUGUUAAAUGAAGCUGAUGGUGUUGCCUGAACCUUGCACUGGUGUAGAUGGAAAGAUCCUUUAGGAGGAUGGAAGCAUGUAACUGCUUCUGGAACGACGUGUGUAAAUGGGGAAAGUCUUCUUUUGCCAAUCACUACUCAAAAGUUACCUCUGUAACUAAUUCAUCAAAAAUUUCUGUUCAAUGUUAUGUCAAAAUAAGAGAACAACUUAUAACAUCAUGAA